Molecule: messenger RNA, 3736 nt
Organism: Lymnaea stagnalis (great pond snail)
Lineage: Eukaryota; Metazoa; Mollusca; Gastropoda; Lymnaeidae
Source: the annotation of a GenBank genome assembly
GGUGCAUAAAUGAAGAACAACAUAAACACAUCAACUUUUAAAUUUUAAUGAUUUGUUAUUUGAUUUUAACAGGCAGGUUUUAUUUUUUGACUUAAAUUCCUGCAAAAUCCAACUGGAUAAAGACGAGUGCUUGUUGCUGGACAGAAAGUAGCCAUCAUGUUUACGGCUUAUCAAAGGUAUCAGUGCUCAUCAUGGGAAUCAACAAACUGAUCGUCAUAGGUAGAUGUGAUGAAGAAACUGAAACCUAAAACGUUAUAAUAUGGAAAUUGAGAACGUUGCUACUUACUUGCUUACUUAUGAUUUUUACCCCGUCUGGGGCAUAGGCCAUCAACAAGAAUUUUCCAUUCAUCACGGUCCUGUGCUUUCCUUUCCAAUUGCUUCCAGGUGUAUCCCAUAUUUUGCGUGUCUGCCUCUAGCUCGCUUCUCAAAAAAUUAUUAGGUCUUCCUCUCUUUCUUUUUCCUUAUGGAUUCCAUUUUAGGCAUUGUCUGGUGAUGCUAUCUGAGGGUUUUCGGGGAGUAUGCGCUAUCCACCUCCAUCUUUUCUUUAUAUCUUCAUCAAUGGGCACCUGGUAUGUCCUUUCUAGUAUAAAGGUCUUUGUUGGUGAUGGUAUUUGGUCAUUUAAUGUUCAGGAUAUUUCUAAGGCAUGUAUUUGUGAAGGUAUGUACUUUUUUCGUAAUGCUCGCUGUUGUUUUCCAGGUUUCUGCUCCAUUUUUAGAACUGUUUUGACAUUUGUGUUAAAGAUUCUGACUUUGGUUUGCAGUUUCCGUUACAGCGUGGAGAAAUCAAGAGAUGAAUUCAUAACCGGUGAAUGAACUGGGGGCAUAUUGACCAAACGUUUGACAACACACUAAAUUAAACCAGGGUUAACACAUUUUCAAUCUAUUUUAGUUCAUCGAUAUUUCCCAUUGAAACCAUAUUUUAAACAGCGGUUCCCAGAUGAACUUGAAGCGGGUGCAAAUAGAAGGUUUUGAUUUCAAGCUUAAUAGGUUCCUUGUCAAAAAGUUAACCGAUAAGCUGACAUCUUCCAUCACUGACGUCAGUAUUUGCUGGCACCAACUUUGAGAGCUCCUGGGGUGGGGGGGGGCAACUAGUGGCGUUGUCCUGUGAUGUGAAACAGUCGUGGAGCGCCAUCAGUGGAGUACCUUCAGUGGAGUACAAUCCGUGGAGUACAAUCCGUGGAGUACAAUCAGUGGAGUACCAUCAGUGGAGUACAAUCAAUGAGUACAAUCAGUGGAGUACAAUCAGCGGAGUAGAAUCAGAGGAGUCCAAUCAGAGGAGUACAAUCCGUGGAGUACAAUCAGUGCAGUACAAUCAGUGGAGUACAAUCAGUGGAGUACAAUCCGUGUGGUGUUUUGGAGGGUUGCAUGUGUAGAUUUAAAAGAGGACAAAACGUUUUACCUAUUAAAAAUGUUUUGCAUUAAACAUAAGGGUUUUAGAUAGACAGACAGACAGAAAGACGUAUUGAUAUAUAGAUAGAUAGACAGAUAGAUAGACAGAUAGACAGAUAGACAGACAGACAGAUAGACCGGACAGACCGGACAGACCGGAGAGGCCGGACAGACCGGACAGGCCGGACAGGUCGGACAGAUCGGACAGAUCGGACAGAUCGGACAGAUCGGACAGAUCAGACAGAUAGAUAGAUAGAUAGAUAGAUAGAUAGAUAGAUAGAUAGAUAGAUAGAUAGAUAGAUAGACAGAUAGACAGAUAGACAGAUAGACAGAUAGACAGAUAGACAGAUAGACAGAUAGACAGAUAGACAGAUAGAUAGAUAGAUAGAUAGAUAGAUAGAUAGAUAGAUAGAUAGAUAGAUAGAUAGAUAGAUAGAUAGAUAGAUAGAUAGAUAGAUAGAUAGAUAGAUAGAUAUGUUUUAAAUUAUUUUUAUCAUUAUUUGUAAUUUCGCAAAAUGCAUAAUCUUUAAAAAAAAAAUCAAUGUUCAGCACCAACCACAUUUGUACUUAGUGUCCUUAACCUUUUUUUAAAAAAAUUUUUAGCAAAAAUUAUUAUGAGUACCAAACUUUUGGCGCUUCAAGGCUUGGCUUUGAUGAGAGUGUUCAACUACUGGCUAUGUUUGCCUGCGUUAGUUAGAACUGUUUACUCCUUAAUUCAUGCACCUUUUUACGUAAUAAUACGUUUUCAUUUCAGGCACUAGAGUAACUGGUAACACUCUCAGCAUGGUGCCGGUGCUUUGGGUAUGUUUGUCGGCGACACUCAGAUUGGGCUUUGGUGGCAGUCCUGCACUGACAUUUCAAAUAACAAGCAUCGAUAUUCAUUUUGAGUCUGAUUUCGCUGAACAGUAAGUUUCGACUGACCAGUAUGUUUGACUGACAGUAAGUUUGACUGACAUUGACAAGUUUCAAGGACAAUUAAGUUGGAAUGACAAGCAAGUUUGACCGACAAGCAAGUUUGACCGACUAGCAAGUUUGAUCGACAAGCAAGAUUUGACCGACAAGCAGGAUUGACUAACAAGCACGAUUGACUGACAAGCAAGUUUGACUGACAAGCAAGUUUGACUGACAAGUAAGUUUGACCGACAAGCAAGAUUGGCUGACAAGUACGUUUGACUGACAAGUAAGUUUGACUGACAAGUAAGUUUGACUGACAAGUAAGUUUGACCGACAAGCGAGUUUGACUGACAAGUAAGUUUGACUGACAAGUAAGUUUGACUGACAAGUAAGUUUGACUGACAAGUAAGUUUGAUUGACAAGUAAGUUUGACUGACAAGUAAGUUUGACCGACAUGCAAGAUUGACUGACAAGUAAGUUUGACCGACAAGUAAGUUUGACUGACAAGUAAGUUUGACCAACAUGCAAGAUUGACUUACAAUUGAGUUGGAAACACAAGAAAGCUUGACAACUUCGUUAUUUUAACUUAAAUUUAUAUUGAACAGACCUGCGCUUGAAUUAUCGCCAGUCUUUGUUCUAUGAAUGAUUAGUUGCACGAUGCAACGCUCAUUUGAGCACCAUAAUUUUAAGAUCUAUUUUUCAUUCAAGAAAUGUCCAAGGGCUCCCUACCCCCCGAGCCUCCAACCCCCCCCCCCCCCCCCCCCCCCCCCAGGCUCAGCCGUGAACGUUAAGCUAGCAUACUCCACUCCACAGAUUUCUGUCCUGCCUCUGCGACACGCCCCCGACAGAUUGCACAUUGUACGGUGAACGGCUCGAGGACUUAAAAACGUACAGGAUCCUGGCAGUCCAGACCACCAUGCGUAGAGCCACCGAGGUCUCACCGGUCCACAACUGCGCCGUCAUAUUCGGCAAGAAGGAUGUCGCCGUGAGGUGUACUAAAAUCACGCAGCGAAUCUAUCACGGUGAUGCGUGUCUGGCGGUGAGGCAUCGUUCCGGGAAAGGGAGGUGCCACAAUUUUGUCGGGAUCGUGUGGAAUUCAAUCGAGUACAGCGUGGUCAGGGACGACAGCGUCUUCGAGGUCCUGCCCUGCAGAGAAGCGUUCAACGCUGAACGGAUGAGAUCCCAACUGGCAAGGUCUGAAAUGAUGGACAACGCCGUGCUGAUCGCCAGCAUCUUCCUGGGCGUGAUGUUUCUGGUGAUGUUCUUGGCGAUACAGUACAUGAAACCCAAGAGUUAUAGACCUGCCCGGCAUGCCUAGGAGGACAGCAAAGACCCAUUUAGAAAGUAUACGGAACGGGCCUUGCAAAGAGUGGGUCGAGCUAUUUUUGGGACAAUUUGACCCACUCGCCCCCCAUCUGUCACAAGCUGCUUCCCCCCCCCCCUCCCCAAAUGC